AUGACGUGGAAUGAAUUGACGUUGGACGAAAUAGCGUGGGACGAAAUGACAAAAAGCUUUUACCAUUUUCAGUGUAGUAUGUUAUCAACUAUUGGUUGUACCUUCAUAUUCCGUAUAAAUAAGUUAAAAAACAAUGAUGAAAAUACGAUACGAAACAUUGAAAAAUUGAACCAGAAACUGAUCAAAUCUGAAAAUGCGUGGAUAUUUUUAACAACUGUUGCAAUGAAUCGAGAAUGUUCGAGAUUGGACAACGCCUAUGUGUGUGAUCUGGGCAAGCCAACUGGUCUAUAUGAAAGUUUUUGUGAUCAUUUUACAAAUGAAUAUUAUGAGAAUAUUCAACAAAAAACUAUUUCCUUUACACUCUUUCCAAAUGAAAUGGUUACCAAUCACAAAUUUGGUGAUACACUAACGUUGGUAGAUAGAAACCACUUACAAACAGAAAGGCUAGAUUAUGAAAUGCAUAAAGAUAAUUUAUGCUUUAAUGGGUCUGAUUUAUUUUCUGACACUGAGGCUUUGAUAUCAAAGGAACUACAAAAAUGGAAUAAUAUUUCUUCAAAGAACAUUAAAACGGACGUUUCAUAUGCUACAGUGGAUUUAUUAUUACGGUUGAACAGCAUAGAAAUAUUAUUUAACAAUAAUGACAAGAAAGCUUCGGAUUAUCCUACAUUGACUUUUUUAUUUAGUAUAGCAAGUUUAAUUACAAAUAAUAGUAAAAUUGAUGAAAAACUGUUCGAUGAAUAUAGAUCAGUAUGUAGCAUAAAAAAGACUAGCAAAUUUAUAUAUGAUAAAAAAAAUACCAGAGAAAAAAAUAAAAUAGCUGGAAAAAAUAUAGAAUUAGAAAAAAAAUUAAUACAUGGAUUAAAAAGUGACAAUUUAUUACAAAGGGAUAUUAACACAAAUGUACCUAAAUUUCACAAAAGUAAGGAUGAUAAGAAAAAAACAGAAACUAAAAAAUUCCGGUUGAAGGCAAUCAAUGAGACAAUUCCCAGGACUAAACAGAAGGAGGAAAUUAUAUUUCACGGUAGUAAUUCAUCGAACCCUGACAUAUUAAUUGAAACAGCAACCACAAACUUACAAGCUACAAUAAACUCCAACGAACUAAUUGAAAGCUGUUACAAGGAAGACCUGGAUGUACAUAGCCGGAUGAACAUAGGCUUUAAAGUAUUAUAUGAGAAAAAUGCUGACAGUGAAAUGAAUAAUUCGGUUUAUGUGCAGUCAACAAUUUUAAAAGUUGAUACCAAAUAUAUGGAACAUACCGUUGUAGAAGAUUCUCCGGUUUUUUCAAAAAUUCCUUCUAACGACAAAACUCCAUUAGAGUCAUCCAGGACCAACGUCGUGGUUGAAAAAAGAAUAGAAAAUUCGAAAGCAGAUAUCGACACCAACGAGUUUGUUGAAUCCUGCUACACGGAAGGCCUCGACGUACUUAGCCGGAUGGACAUGGGUUUUAAAGGAAUACACGAGAAUAAUGUUGACGUUUUAUUACGAUUUGUUGAAGGCGAUAAAAAGAAAGUAAGCGAAACAUUUUCCAAAGAAUUUGCCCUGGCCCACAAAGAAGAAUCCAAGCCAAAAACAAAAGAAUUGAAGAAGAAAACGAGUCAAGUAGCAAACGAGGAUGUAUUGAAAAUUCCUCCUUAUUCUAUUUCAUACAUGAGUAUGCAUAAUGUUUUACUGCAUCCGGAGCACGAGAAUAAAGAAAUAGAAAUAAUUGAAGAUGAUCGAGACUUUACCGUUGUAGAAAGAAAGAGACACGCCAAGAGUAAGUUACAAGAUGAAGACGAAUCGCCUACGUCAAGUAAAAAUUCGGAAUCGCUGCUGGAAUCGAGAAAACCAACCGAUGAUCUUUCUGUCGAAGAGAGUAAAGUGGAAAUAAAAAACUCAGUUUAUGAAGAGUCGACAAUUUUAAAAGUUGAUACUAAAUAUUUAGAACAUACCGUUGUGGAAGAUUUUCCGGUUAUUUCCAAAAUGUUUUCAAACGACAAAACUCCAUUAGAGUCAUCCAGGACCAACGUCGUGGUUGAAAAAAGAAUCGAAAAUUCGAAAGCAGAUAUCGACCCCAACGAGUUUGUUGAAUCCUGCUACACGGAAGGUCUCGACGUUCUUAGCCGGAUGGACAUGGGUUUUAAAGGAAUACACGAGAAUAAUGUUGACGUUUUAUUACGAUUUGUUGAAGGCGAUAAAAAGAAAGUAAGCGAAACAUUUUCCAAAGAAUUUACCCUUGCCAAGCCAAAAACAAAAGAAUUGAAGAAGAAAACGAGUCAAGUAGCAAACGAGGAUGUAUUGAAAAUUCCUCCUUAUUCUAUUUCACACAUGAGUAUGCAUAAUGUUUUACUGCAUCCGGAGCACGAAAAUAAAGAAAUAGAAAUAAUUGAAGACGAUCGAGACUUUACUGUUGUAGAAAGAAAGAGACACGCCAAGAGUAAGUUACAAGAUGAAGACGAAUCGCCUACGUCAAUAAAAAAUUCGGAAUCGUUGCUGGCAUCGAGAAAACCAACCGAUGAUCUUUCUGUCGAAGAGAGUAAAGUGGAAAUAAAAAACUCAGUUUAUGAAGAGUCGACAACUUUAAAAGUUGAUACUAAAUAUUUAGAACAUACCGUUGUGAAAGAUUCUCCGAUUAUUUCCAAAAUGUUUUCAAACGACAAAACUCCAUUAGAGUCAUCCAGGACCAACGUCGUGGUUGAAAAAAGAAUCGAAAAUUCGAAAGCAGAUAUCGACCCCAACGAGUUUGUUGAAUCCUGCUACACGGUAGGCCUCGACGUACUUAGACGGAUGGACAUGGGUUUUAAAGGAAUACACGAGAAUAAUGUUGACGUUUUAUUACGAUUUGUUGAAGGCGAUAAAAAGAAAAAGAAAACGAGUCAAGUAGCAAACGAGGAUGUAUUGAAAAUUCCUCCUUAUUCUAUUUCACACAUGAGUAUGCAUAAUGUUUUACUGCAUCCGGAGCACGAAAAUAAAGAAAUAGAAAUAAUUGAAGACGAUCGAGACUUUACUGUUGUAGAAAGAAAGAGACACGCCAAGAGUAAGUUACAAGAUGAAGACGAAUCGCCUACGUCAAUAAAAAAUUCGGAAUCGUUGCUGGAAUCGAGAAAACCAACCGAUGAUCUUUCUGUCGAAGAGAGUAAAGUGGAAAUAAAAAACUCAGUUUAUGAAGAGUCGACAAUUUUAAAAGUUGAUACUAAAUAUUUAGAACAUACCGUUGUGGAAGAUUCUCCGGUUAUUUCCAAAAUGUUUUCAAACGACAAAACUCCAUUAGAGUCAUCCAGGACCAACGUCGUGGUUGAAAAAAGAAUCGAAAAUUCGAAAGCAGAUAUCGACCCCAACGAGUUUGUUGAAUCCUGCUACACGGAAGGUCUCGACGUACUUAGCCGGAUGGACAUGGGUUUUAAAGGAAUACACGAGGAUAAUGUUGACGUUUUAUUACGAUUUGUUGAAGGCGAUAAAAAGAAAGUAAGCGAAACAUUUUCCAAAGAAUUUGCCCAGGCCCACAAAGAAGAAUCCAAGCCAAAAACAAAAGAAUUGAAGAAGAAAACGAGUCAAGUAGCAAACGAGGAUGUAUUGAAAAUUCCUCCUUAUUCUAUUUCACACAUGAGUAUGCAUAAUGUUUUACUGCAUCCGGAGCACGAGAAUAAAGAAAUAGAAAUAAUUGAAGACGUUCGAGACUUUACCGUUGUAGAAAGAAAGAGACACACCAUUAGUAAAUUACAAGUUGAAGACGAAUCCCAUACAUCAUGUUUUUUUUCCGGUGACCUAUCAUUCCCUGUUCAAAACCAUGAUUUCGUUCCUCCCGAUGUUCUUCCUCCCAGCGAUCCUUUUUUUUGUUCUUCAAGUUUUUUCCCGUUUCCGUGUGAUCUGGUUGAAACUCACAAUUUCGUUCCUUGUUUGUUAAAAUCUAAAUCGACUUUUGUCUUAUCUGCCACUGAAUAUGCAGAUGUAUUAUCCUUUUUCAAAGAUUGCCCAAGUAUAUUAUGUAACAAAUUGGUUGAAGGUAAACACUCGUUUGAGUUACCGAAGUCUUGUUCAGAAUUUGAUAUGAAUAUUGUCCCAGGUUCGUUGGCAAAUUUUGUGUUUAGUUUAGAUCCUUUUGGUUCUUAUAAAUUUAGUUCUGCAAAUAUGAUUACAUCCGUUUUCGGCGAUGAAAUUUCCUCAUCUUGUCUUUUUUUUAAUGAUUAUAAUAAUCUUUAUAUGAUAGAUAGGUUAUCUGAAUCUUUAUCGAAAAUCAGACCCAUCCUCAACGUUACAAAUGAUGAAUAUUUUAAAUUAUUUUAUGUCUCACCCUCCGAAGAAAGCUUUCACUUUAAUGUCCAUCACUUUUCUAAAUCCUGUUGUAUUAAAAAUAAUUUAGUUCGUUCGUAUAAAGAGAAACAAAAUGAGAUUCAAAAUUUGUUUUUUUCUUCUGCUUGUAAUAAUGAUGUUCAACAUAACUUGGGCGAACCAUCAGUUGUCGUCAUAGAAUCGGAAAAAUUCAAUUUGAAAAACAAAUCUGAGAUGAAUAUGGCUCAAGAAAAUGAAACUAAGCGCUCGUUUGAUGAAUUUAACCACAGUGAGAAAUAUGGUAAUUCUGAUGAUAAGUCAAAUGAUUCCUCGUUUAAAGGAAAACAAAUUACUUCUUCAAUUAAUCAGUGUUCGCCUUCGAAAGAAUUAGAUUAUCAAAGUGAUCAUAUGAAUUCGGCAAAACUUGAUCAGUUCAAAUGUUCGGGGUUCACUUGUAUUAGAAAUCUAACAUGUAGUUUGUCGGGAUUGUCGGUUGAUGAACCAAAACUAUUCAUUGAUGACUCAUAUCAAAACCUUGAAAAAAAAAAUGUUUCCAUCAGUAGAACUUUAAUUCACGACAAAAAUUUACAUUCAGUGAUUCAUAAAAAGCAAGACUUUGACAAAUCUUUUUAUAACACCAUCAAUGAUAUAAAUGUGGGCAAUGAUGAAAAUAUCAAACUUACGAAAAAGCGGAGAAAGAAAAAGAAGAAAACGAACAAUAACAGUUGCGUUGGACCAUCUUCACAAGUAAUAGAAACCAUAACUUCAAAUUUCACUCAAGCGUCCCUGACGUCGUCUUCAGUUCUCGCAAAGGCAUCCACUAAAAAAUUAAAAGAGAACAAAGUACGUAAAGCAAUGAGAAAACUGGCAAAAGAAGAACCAGAAACGAAAAAUGAAAAAUUAAUGUUGGUUUCUGACUCGCGGUGA
Helobdella robusta is the source of this 5175-nucleotide messenger RNA. RefSeq lists its product as hypothetical. Bases 1 to 5175 code for a protein of 1724 amino acids. The transcript has 4 exons. The record is from RefSeq and is a predicted model, not a curated record. NCBI's taxonomy places the organism in Eukaryota, Metazoa, Annelida, Clitellata, Rhynchobdellida, Glossiphoniidae.